Messenger RNA from Cyprinodon variegatus (sheepshead minnow), 3148 nucleotides. RefSeq names its product cell division cycle 14A (gene cdc14ab). The record is from RefSeq and is a predicted model, not a curated record. The transcript is spliced from 16 exons. Gene Ontology annotation, biological process: positive regulation of cytokinesis; microtubule cytoskeleton organization; cilium assembly. Gene Ontology annotation, molecular function: protein tyrosine/serine/threonine phosphatase activity; protein serine/threonine phosphatase activity. NCBI's taxonomy places the organism in Eukaryota, Metazoa, Chordata, Actinopteri, Cyprinodontiformes, Cyprinodontidae. Gene Ontology annotation, cellular component: centrosome; spindle pole; mitotic spindle. The coding region runs from base 383 to 2179 and encodes 598 amino acids.
UCAAUCAGAGUUUCAGACUCUUCAAGCUUUCGGAGCUCUAACUAGCUAAUAUGCUAACCCGCGAACAUUCAUCUGAUUAAUGGAGGAGAAACAAAACAAAACUAACAAUGGAAAUAAACCCGCAACGAGUAAGAAGACGCUACAAUAAGUGAUGGGCAACCGAGAAGGAAGUUUUUCAACUUUUUAGUCUGUGUCCCAACCGCUCUUAGCCACGCAAGGGCUAACGAGCUGCUAGCAGUUUAAAAAGUUUCUGAAGCUGUCCAGGAGUUAGACGGAACCCUUUCUGGAGCUUUUGACGAGACCCAAACAAGUGCGGGAUUUAAGACUUGACCCAAGACCGUGAAGGGUGUGAAGCACUCUGGUACCGUCUGCCCUGUUCGGGAUGGCGGAAGAAGCCGAGUCCAAGGAAGCGGCAGAGUUUAUUAAAGACCGGCUUUACUUUGCCACAUUACGCAGCAAACCCAAAAGCACCGCCAACACCCACUACUUCUGCACCGAUGAUGAGUUCACCUAUGAAAAUUUCUAUGCAGACUUUGGGCCUCUGAACUUGGCAAUGUUGUACCGAUACUGCUGCAAGCUCAACAAGAAGCUAAAGUCAUUCACGCUGACCAGGAAGCGAAUUGUUCACUACACUAGCUUUGACCAAAGGAAACGGUCCAAUGCUGCGGUGCUGAUCGGAGGCUACGCUGUAAUUUACCUGAAGAAAACCCCAGAGGAAGCCUACAGAGCCCUGAUAUCUGGAUCCAACGCCUCAUACCUGCCCUUCAGAGAUGCUUCCUUUGGGAAUUGCACCUUCAACCUCACCGUGCUGGACUGUCUGCAGGGAAUCAGGAAGGCUUUGCAGCAUGGCUUCUUUGACUUUGAAACAUUCGACGUGGAAGAAUAUGAACACUAUGAGCGUGUGGAGAAUGGAGACCUGAACUGGAUCGUCCCAGGAAAGUUUCUGGCCUUCAGUGGACCUCAUCCGAAAUCUAAGGUAGAAAAUGGUUACCCAUUGCACGCUCCUGAGGCUUACUUCCCAUACUUCAGGAAGCACAAUGUGACCACCAUCAUCCGCCUGAACAAAAAGAUCUAUGAUGGCAGGCGAUUCACCAACGCCGGCUUCGACCACUACGACCUUUUCUUCAUAGAUGGCAGCACGCCCAAUGACAUCAUCAUUCGUAGAUUCCUGCACAUCUGUGAGAAUGCACAAGGAGCUGUGGCUGUCCACUGCAAGGCUGGUCUGGGCAGAACGGGCACUCUGAUUGGCUGUUACCUGAUGAAACAUUACCGCUUCACUGCCGCCGAGGCCAUCGCCUGGAUCAGGAUCUGCAGGCCGGGUUCUGUAAUCGGCCCGCAGCAGAAUUUCCUUGAAGAAAAGCAGGCGGCUCUCUGGUUGCAAAGUGACAGCCAGCUCCCUCAGAAGGGGAAAAUGGAGGACAAGACAACGCGUCUUAUCAGCGGCAUGGACGAACUCUCAUUAAACUCCACCCGCAACAGCAAUGUGCCCCGCUCGCUGAGCUCUGACCAUCUUCAAGAGGGUGAACUGACGGACAGUUCAGGUCUGACGCAGGGGGACAAACUUCGAGCCCUGAAGAGCCGACGGCAUCCUCGUUCAGCUAUGACCGGACCCGUGAGAUUUGAGGAGACAAAUAUUCAAAGCCACUCAAGUUCACAGCCCCUGAGGGCAUCUAUUGGGAGCAGCCAGAGUCCCGCCUCAAUUCUAAAGCCCUCCAAGUUUGCAGCAUCCUCUACUUCUGCUGCUGCCAAGAGGAUUGGGAGGAACUCGUUAUCGCCGAUGACAAAUAUUCGAAGCUCAGCUUUUGGCUCGCGAUUGGCCAACUCUCUCGGAGAUCUUUAUGGCGCCGACAUCGAGGAGGAUGAGAAGACUCUAUUCUCCUCUCUUCCGCCUUCCUCUUCCCCCUCCGUUUCUGUAAGCUCCUCCCCCUCUCUUCUGGCCCCACCCUCUCUGUCCAACUAUGGUAGUGGGCCGCGCAGCAUGCAACACGAGGUCAACAACAACAGUACCUUGUACAGCGGUUCUGUGGCACCCCCUGCCAGCAAGGGUUAUAUGAGACCACCGCAUCAGGAUGCCGGUGGCUACAGGGGCCACGGGCCCUACAGCGCCAUGAAGGGCCCCUCAGGACGUUACCUGAGCCGCUCCAUACCUUCUCUUCAGUCGGAAUACAUCCAGUACUAAAACGAGAAGUUCGACCUGAUUAUCUGAACCACCUCCCCAUCAUCACAAUUCCCAUCUGAAUGCUGCUGAAUGCAACGGUUUUAAAAAGGGAAACAGGAUUAACGAGUGAGAGUUUGUCUCUCUGGACUGAAUGUCUUCCCAGCUCCGACUGUAUUUAAAUGAACCUGUAUAUAAAUAUACACGUGUUUUGCUGAACAUGUAUUUUACACUAGAGUCAAAUUUUAUAUUUUAUAUUUUGUUGUGGAAGAGGAAAUAUUUUUGUUUAAUGACAUCAAGUAUUUUUGAGGGUUUGUUUUUUGAUAAUUGAGGAGGGGGGUCAGCUGAUGGCUACUCACCCCAUCGCCAUGGUUACAGUAUUUACGUCCAGUCCGAUCAGUUCAGUUGCCGAUUUUCCUGCUGAUGGUACUGAUCAAUGUUAAGGGGGGAGUUUUCUGUUUGACAGCAAAAAUGAAGAUGCAAGUAGAAGGGACCAGAUGAGGCUGUCAACAGCUUAACUCAGGGGACUGAAGGAGAAUUCAGAGCGUUAAGACGCCUUAAGAAAGCUUUAAAGUUCAGCUUUUAGCAGUAAAAUAUAACAACUAUAAUGUAAGGAACUUAAUAUGAAGCAAGAUAAGAGUACAGAACAACUCAGGUUGUAAAUUGACACCAACUCAAAUAGUACGAAGGAAUGUAUUCUCUUCUUAUGCAUAUUCCAGCACAUCUGGAAAACUAAAACAUGCAAUAAAAUAUGUAGAACUUUUCACACAAUUUACUCUUUAAUAUAUAUUUUAGUUGCCUUGAAGACUGGAGACAUGACCAGAAUUUUUAAGUGUUUUAUUGAUGCAUUCAGACUGAAAUAUUUUAUCAUGAUACACCAGCAGCUGCCUUUAGAGGGCGCUUUAGUACACUCAGCACAUGUAAUGUUCUAUAACAUGACUGUUAUAUUUUAAUGAUCUUGUUUACUAAAAGAGCUGUCAUAAAAAAAAAAAA